This is a messenger RNA of Phacochoerus africanus (Common warthog), 1925 nucleotides long. RefSeq names its product Bardet-Biedl syndrome 5 (gene BBS5). Gene Ontology annotation, cellular component: ciliary basal body; BBSome. Lineage: Eukaryota; Metazoa; Chordata; Mammalia; Artiodactyla; Suidae. Gene Ontology annotation, molecular function: phosphatidylinositol-3-phosphate binding. The transcript has 12 exons. Bases 313 to 1275 code for a protein of 320 amino acids. Gene Ontology annotation, biological process: cilium assembly; intracellular transport. The record is from RefSeq and is a predicted model, not a curated record.
GCCAAGAUUCCCCAGAGGCCUGGGACCUGUAGAGGGCGCCGCUGCGCGCGGUUUCUAGACUCGCGGGCGGAGCCUGAGACCCCCACCGCUCUCCUCGCGAGGGUGGGAAGAGGUUGGCGCCAGCUGUCCUCAUCUCGGGAUACCAGAGACUGGCUGGGGCCCUGCGGCCCUCCCGAGGCUGGCGCCACAGCCGGAGCACGCCUAGAAUUGUACCCGGUUUCCGCCUCGUGAGAUCUCCGGCCCAGUCUUGGCCACGGGGGACCUGUCAGGAAGGUGAACCCAGACACAGCAGGGACCACCUAAGGCUUACAAAUGAAAACAAGACCUGGAGAAGUCCUUAUUGAUUGUUUAGACUCAAUUGAAGACACCAAAGGAAAUAAUGGGGAUAGAGGGAGACUCUUAGUAACAAAUUUAAGAAUUAUCUGGCACUCUUUGGCAUUACCCAGAGUCAAUCUUUCUAUCGGUUACAACUGCAUAUUGAAUAUUACAACAAGAACUGCUAAUUCUAAAUUACGAGGCCAAACUGAAGCUCUUUAUAUACUAACAAAAUGUAACAGUACUCGUUUUGAGUUUAUAUUUACAAAUUUGGUUCCUGGAAGUCCUAGACUUUUUACUUCUGUGAUUGCAGUACACAGAGCAUAUGAAACUUCUAAAAUGUAUCGUGAUUUUAAAUUGAGAAGUGCACUAAUUCAAAAUAAGCAACUAAGAUUAUUGCCACAAGAACAUGUAUACGAUAAAAUCAAUGGAGUAUGGAAUUUAUCCAGUGAUCAGGGAAAUUUAGGAACAUUUUUUAUUACCAAUGUGAGAAUUGUGUGGCAUGCAAAUAUGAAUGACAGUUUUAACGUCAGUAUACCGUAUCUGCAAAUUAGGUCGAUAAAGAUUAGAGAUUCAAAGUUUGGCUUAGCUCUUGUCAUUGAAAGCUCUCAGCAGAGUGGAGGAUAUGUUCUUGGCUUUAAAAUAGAUCCUGUGGAAAAACUACAAGAAUCAGUUAAGGAAAUCAAUUCACUUCACAAGGUCUAUUCUGCCAGUCCUAUAUUUGGAGUGGAUUAUGAGAUGGAAGAAAAGCCACAGCCUCUCGAAGCUCUGACAGUUGAACAAGUUCAAGAUGAUGUAGAAAUAGACUCUGAUGAUCACACGGAUGCUUUUGUGGCUUAUUUUGCUGACGGCAAUAAGCAACAAGAUCGUGAACCUGUAUUUUCAGAAGAACUGGGGCUUGCAAUAGAGAAAUUGAAGGAUGGAUUCACCCUACAGGGACUUUGGGAAGUAAUGAGUUGAUCUUGAGUUGAACUGGAUUUCUGUUUAAAGAUACCUCAAGAUUAAAGAUACUAGUUGCCUGCUAUAAGGCAUGGAAUAGUUUUUACAUUUACAGAAAAAGCUUUUAACAGAGUUUUUUAAUGAUUAAGGAAAAACUCAUCGAUCUAAAAUUUUACUGCCAGUCUUCUAAAAAUGGUGUAUUUGAAAUUGUAGUUGAAAUUUAUCUGGUUCAUUGUACAUUUUUUUACCUAAUACUUGUAAAUUAUUAGUCUGUGGAUAUUAAAAGACUGAUUCAUGUCGAGUUUAAUAAAGAAUUUAUGCAGCUACAUUAAAUGUUUUGAAAGUAUUAUCUAAUUUAAAAAAUAAGACUGUUCUUUUGGAGCAAAGUACUGCAUUUUUAAUUAUAAAAACCUGGUUUAGAUAUAUUUAUCACAUAGCUCCAAAUGUAAGCCAACUCUAAUAUAAAUUACAAACCUUAAACUUGUCAUUUUUAUAUAAUAAUUUCUGUAAAAACUAAAAAGUAUAGCUAACUCUGGAGAAUAUCAACCCCUGUGUGAAAUUCUGGGCACUAUUUUGUAAGUAAUUUCAAUACAGUUUUGGCAAGAACACAUUUAUUUUGUAAGAAAUAGUUUUAAAUAGUUGAUAAAUAAAUAGGUCAUUUAUUUACUUUC